This is a messenger RNA of Salvia hispanica, 2123 nucleotides long. Its product is annotated as protein NUCLEOLAR COMPLEX ASSOCIATED 4-like. Gene Ontology annotation, cellular component: nucleolus; small-subunit processome; Noc4p-Nop14p complex. Lineage: Eukaryota; Viridiplantae; Streptophyta; Magnoliopsida; Lamiales; Lamiaceae. Gene Ontology annotation, biological process: ribosome biogenesis. The record is from RefSeq and is a predicted model, not a curated record.
AACCCAUAAACCCAUUCAUCUCUGUCGCCUCAGUACCAGUUUCCAACCGGCAGCAGCCAUGGCGUCCGUCGCAUCGGAGAAGAAGAAGCAAAAGAAGAGAAAUAAGCAUAGUCUAUCCGAGUUGAAAACCAUGGGACAGCAGCUGCUGACCUCUAGAGCUCACGUCAAUAACCUCCCCCUUCUCCUAACCUUCAUCAACCCCAACUCCCCGCCACAAUACGCCCUCGAAUCUCUCCUUUCUCUCCAAUCCUUCUUUACUCCUCUCAUCCCCAAGCUCCCUUCUUCCUCGUCCAGGCAUCCCGAUUCCGACCCCAACCCCGACCCUGAAUUCAUUUACCUCACGUGGCUUCGCUCCAAGUUCGACGAGCUCACGCACUCCCUCAUUGAUCUCGUCGUCUCCUCCCAAUCCGACGGUGCUCUUCGGGAAGUUGUGCUUGAUUCAAUAAUGGAAUUUGUGAAAGUCGGCAAUGCGGGAAAGUUCAAUACUGCUAUUUAUCACAAGCUUCUCCGUGCUAUUGUUCGGUCUGAACUGGGUGUUGAUGACAUUGUACUGGAUAUGCUAUCAGAGAAGUAUUUCAAUUACGUUGAUGUUAGGCUCUAUACUUGCAGUUCCUUUGAAAAGCUGGCUCGGACUUUGGAGAAAGAAGAAAACAAAGAAGCAAGCCAAGAUGCGAAUGAUUUGCUUUCAAGACCAAGCAUCGAGCUUUCCAUUCAAAAGAUGUAUAAGUUAUUAGCCUGCAUCCAACCGUUGGAAGCUGUACAGGAGAAGUUAGAGAUGUGGAACGAUUCAGCAGGAACUUUACUUGGGAAAAACAAUGACAAGGUUUUAUCUUCCAAAAAUGUUGCAAAGAAAAUGAAACUGAAGUUUACUAAAGCAUGGAUUUCAUUCCUCAGUUUGCCUCUUCCUCUUGAUGUUUACAAAGAGGUUCUUGUAACACUUCACCAAUCUGUCAUUUCUCACCUCUCAAACCCAAUCAUGCUAUGUGAUUUCUUGACACGAUCCUAUGACAUAGGUGGUGUUGUGAGUGUCAUGGCUCUCAGCAGCCUGUUUAUACUGAUGACACAGCAUGGCCUUGAGUACCCCAACUUCUAUAAUAAACUUUAUGCUCUGUUGGAGCCCUCAGUGUUUAUGGCAAAACAUAGAUCAAAAUUUUUCCAGCUGUUGGACUCGUGCUUGAAAUCAUCACUGCUUCCAGCAUAUCUUGCUGCUGCUUUCUGCAAGAAAUUGAGUAGACUAGCACUGUUUGCUCCUCCUUCAGGAGCACUUGUCAUCAUUGCUUUGGUUCACAACCUUCUACAAAGGCAUCCUUCAAUUAAUUUUCUGGUGCACAGGGAAAUGGGUCUGGAUACUGCAAUAGAUACUUCCGAAGAUAAAAACAGUACUGAUGGCGCGAACAAAGAUUUGUUUGAAGAGAAACCAGGAAUUGAUCACUUCAAAAAUGAAGAAAAUGAUCCCAAAAAUACCAAUGCUAUCAGAAGCUCUCUCUGGGAGAUUGACACUCUUCGACAUCAUUACAGCCCUCCGGUCUCAAGAUUCGCUUUGUCUGUGUUGAAUGAUUUGGCUGUAAGAAGCAGAAUUCCUGAAAUUGCAGUAAGCGAUUUUAGUUCGGGAUCAUAUGCAACCAUAUUUGGUGAUGAGAUUAGGCGAAGGGUCAAACAGGUGCCGUUGGCAUUCUACAAAACGACUCCUGCAUGUCUGUUUUCGGAGUUGGAUUUUCCUGGUUGGACAUUCAAAGACGAUCACCAAGAUACAUCUGCAAAACGGAAACGUGUCGAUUCAGUAUAGAAUGUUAUUUUUAGUUUUUUAUUUCUGAGCAAGAAAUUUUGAUCCCUUUGUUUAAUGAUUGAACCUCAUAGUCGAAAGUGCUAUACCAACAGGAUUAGGACCAUGUGAUGAAGCAACGUAGUCUUUGUACGAGAUGUAAAGAUUUCUAAUCUCCAAUGUAGUAUCUGUACAAGAUGUAAGAAUUUCAAAUCUCCAGCUCUGUAGACCCUUUGAAAUGGACAUCCAUUAUUUUGCUUCAAGAGAGUUUAUGAGAGCAUGUGCAGUUCAGCCAGACAUGUGGGUGCGAUGUGGCACACAAAAGCACUUAACAUUAAUUGAAUGUAUUAUCUUUGUUUUA